Molecule: messenger RNA, 1902 nt
Organism: Nyctereutes procyonoides (raccoon dog)
Lineage: Eukaryota; Metazoa; Chordata; Mammalia; Carnivora; Canidae
Gene: PNMA8B
Product: PNMA family member 8B
Source: RefSeq, a predicted model, not a curated record
AUGGUCACCAGCCUGUUGCGGGACUGGUGCCAGGGCCUGCAUGUGGACGCGCACCGGGCCCUGCUGGUCACCGGCAUCCGGGACGGCCUGGAUCGGAAGGCCAUCGAAGCCGUCUCACCGGCCUUCCUGCCCCUGGGCACCUUCAGGCUGUGGAACACCCGGGCGGCGAGGGAAAACAAGGCCAAGGCGGCCCUGGUGGAGUUUGUGGAGGACAUCAACCCCAGCGCGCGACCCCAGAGAAAUCCCGGGCACCCACGGCGCCGGAGGGUUGUGUGUCAGGACCCCGCCUAUGACACAGGAGUCCUGAGGCAGAUGAGACGCCUCCUGCUGGAUGAGGGGCCCCGACAGACCGCAGCCCGGGGGGCCCCUGGGGACAGUGUCCCGUCUGCGGCCUCGGCCUCCUCGGAGACCCGGAGACCCGGCCCAGGGCGCAGAGCCCGCCGCCAGGAAGGCUGGUCCCCUGCGAGGAGGGGCCGCCAGGGGCGCAGAAACAGAGGCAGAGGCAGCAGGGGGUCCCAGGGGGGCAGGCAGGCGGAGCGGAGAGGGCGGCCCACCGACGCCAGGCGGGAGUCGGACGCCUCGGACGCCUCUGCCCAGGGCAGCCUGGGGGUCGUGCUGCAGGGGCCGGAGCAGGGCGACCCGAGCCAGGGCGCCGCCGAGGCUCCGAGCGCGCUGUCCGCCGCGCUGCACGAGGAGCCCCCGGGGCGGGAGGCCGUCGGCCCGGACGGCGGCCCAGAAGCCCCGAGACGCCGCGUCCCGGACCUGGUGGCCCUGCUUGCCGUGCGAGCCGCGGGGGACGAGGAGCCCGCCGACGGCGACGCUGCGGACGGCCCGCCGCGGCCACACCGGGAGCCCGGCGACGAGGGGCUGGAGCACCCCGAGUUCGUGGCCAUCGUGGCCUCCACGGACCCGUCGGACCCAUCGGCGGAGGAGCUGCAGAAGAUCGCGGCGGUGAGGGAGGUCCUGGGCUGGAGCAGCGAGACAGAGCGGACGGAUGCGCUCCCCGAGGUCCUCCGCGUCAUGGCCCGGGACGCCGGGGGAGCCCGCGUGCAGGUGGAGGACGCAGGCCGCCGGGUGGACGCCGUGGCGCUGCGGGAGGCCACGCGCGACGGGAGCCUGCGGGAGUGCCUCUGCUCCCUGGCCGCGCCCGGGCCGCGCUCCCGCUCCCGGGGCCAGAGGGCGCCGCGUGGCCUCCCGGCGGGCUGGGCGGACGGCGAGGGGCACCUCCUGGAGCUCGUGGCGCUGCUGGCCGCGAGGGACGCGGCGGGGGUGACGCGGGAGGCCCGGGAAGGCGGCCGCGAAGGCGGGAGGCGGCGGCGCCGAGGCGGGCUGGGCGAGGUCCUGGCGCUGCUGGCUGCGGGGGGGCCGUGCGGGGGCGCAGCGCGGGGAGCCGGGGCGCGGGCCGCGGGCGUGCAGGGAGCCGCGGGCGGAGCGGGCCCCCGCGGCCUCCAGGUCCCAGCGCCAGGCGGGCGCGGGCCCCUUCCCAUCGGGCUCGGGCGGACGCGGAGCGGGAGGCGGGGGCGGAGGCCGAGCGGAAGGGCCGUCACUCCGGCCACGCGCGCCCACGACCAGGCGGCCGCGCCCCGGCAAAGAAGGGGCGCGCGGGCGCCGGGGCCCACGGCUCGGAGUCCGCCCGGGGCAGGAAGGCUGGGCGCGGCGGGGGCAGCCCCCCAGGUGCCGCUAGGGGAGCUCGGAGCCGCGCGGACGACGCACCCGGGGCGCUGUCCCCCGUCUCCUGCGCCGGGGCGGCCUCCCCGCGUCACCGCCGGCCUCCCCGCGCCUGUCAGUCCCCGCCUCGCAGGUGGCGGGAGCGACCCGGGGAAGUACAGAGAUGCGGGCGCCUCCGGCCCGCCGCGGCCCCAGGUGACGGGACGGGGUCUCGGGGCUCACCCCGUGGGCUGA